AUGAGUGCAAGUCUAUUAUCGCUGUUCCUGACGAGGGCCCGUCCAAGCUUGGAACGCAAGGUUAUCAGUUAUACUAGAGCAUUCUCGUUUUCCCCCGGAGAUGCCGGCCAGAAGGCAGAAGAAUUGGCCCAACAGCAACAACAGCAAUGCAUGAGCCACACGGACCAGCCGUCUCUGUCUACAGUGGCAGCUCAUGCGGGUGUAACAACAACCACGAGGUAUACCAAUCAAGCGUUGGCGCCACCCAUCGAAUUGGCCACAACCUACACUCGACCCGCACAAGGAACCUACGAACCAUCUCAUGCCGUGUAUUCUCGCAUGGACAAUCCGACGCGACGCUUGUUGGAACAGACCGUAUGGCAGUUGGAAACAAAUACUACUAGUACUAUAAUAUGCAAUUCAGACAAUAGUACUACAUGCAUGACGUACGCCUUUGCAUCGGGCAUGAUGGCGGCUUCCUCCAUUGUGCUGGCACACCAAUUGCCAUUGACUGUCAUUCUACCACUGGAUUUGUACCAUGGAGUCUCCACUGUCAUGGUGGAUGUUUUUCAAGAAAAGUGGGGAGUCAAAGUAAGGAGGGUAGAUUUGACUGAUCCAAAACUACUACAGCAAGAACUACUACAACUGACACAGGAACAACACGAUAUUGAUACCACACACAACAUUCUCAUUUGGAUCGAGACACCCUCCAAUCCAUCGUGUCAUGUCAUGGAUAUACCUGCCAUUUGUCAAAUCGUUCAAAAAGUCAGAAAACAACAACAACAACAAACAAACAUUACCACUGUGGUGGAUUCCACAUUGGCACCUCCCGUCAUUCAACAACCACUCUUACUCUGUCAAAAUGGUAAUAAUCAUCAUCAUCCAGACAAUGCCGGCAUCGAUCUGGUGAUGCAUUCGGCAACCAAAUACAUGGCAGGACAUUCCGACGCCACGGUUGGAAUUGUCACGGCAUCACCCUUUACCCAACAAGGACGAAUGCUGGGACCAAAACUACAACAAACGCAAAUCGCUGUGGGAGGUGUGGCUUCGCCCAUGGAUUCAUGGUUGACGCUACGAGGACUCAGAACCUUGCAUGUGCGAGUCCAACGACAAUCUCAAACAGCCAUGACCUUGGCAACACGGUUGCAGGAACUAAAGCAACAGCAACAGCAACAGCAACAAGACAAGAACAGUAUUAUGAUUAUUCAAAAAGUCCAUUAUCCAGGAUUGAUCAGUCAUCCACAACAUGCCGUGGCAAAACGACAAAUGAAACAACAACAAUACGGGGGUGUCCUCAGUGUGGAAUUUGCGUCCCCGCAUCUGGCAAUGGCAUUUGCCGGGGCACUCAAUAUCAUGUACCGUGCCACCAGUCUCGGAGGCACAGAAACGCUCGUGGAAGAACGACGAUCCAUUGAACCUCCAGGACGACAAACCAGUCCACCGGGAUUGGUACGAAUAUCCGUGGGGCUCGAAGCAGAAACAGAUCUACUACGAGAUGUCGAACGAGCACUUGACAUUGCCAAACAAGUUUGUCACGAGAAUUGUGAUUCAUAAUAAAAGGUUACAUACAGCCUUUGUUCCACAGCUGUUUGGUUUGUUGAUUCAUUGAUUCGUUGAUUCAUCCGUACAAAAGGAGCGAGACGUCAGUCAUAAAAGGAACCGCUCCUAUCUAUUUUCAUCAUCAGCAUCCACUCCCAAGCUCCACUUGAACUUUGUGGCCAAAGGAACCAUCAGAUUCUUCGACAAUGUCACCGUCAUAGGACAGUUUGAAACUUCCAUCACCAUACCGAAAACAUAGCCUGGAAAAGAACAAGAAACGCAAAGAUGAAGUAACAACGAGUCAGAAAAUGAGAGCCUGUUGGCACAUAGAUGGACAGUGAUGAAACGGCAUCAAAUCAUAUCAGAUCAGGUCGAUCAAUGUAUGCACUCACCCAUCUCCAAAAGAAUCCCAAAGAAUGAACUCGUAACAGCCAGCGGGAUCUUGGCAUGUUGAGUAUUCAUAUGUCUCGCUUUCAGAGAAGCUAGAAUGAUCCCAAAUCUUCUCGGGACUGGAGCCUGCCGCUGACAGCUUGACCAAUUCGAAUCGAUUCUCCUUUGGAAAUGUGUCGGUUGUAAAAGUCAGCCCUAUCUCUACGCAAUCCUCGUCGGUUGUCGCGUCUGGAUCCGUGGGGGUUGCGUCGACAGCUUGCACGGGCUCGGAAGAACCACCAACGUUGACAACGGGGAGAUUAGCGCUAGCCGUGUCACAAUACCCCAUACUGACCGCUUGACGCGAUGCAAAUACCCCAUCGCUCUUGGCAAUCUCCUGUCCUCCAAAGGAAACGGAAUAGCUCCCCGAUCCGUAGUCGCAGCACAACCUACCGUACAGCCGAGAAAAGAGUCAAGUGAGAGGAACAAUCGCUCUACGAAAGGUAGAACAGAAGAAGAAAGAAACAGCCUCACCCGUCUUCGGCGCUAUCCUUGAUCACAAAUGUGUAGCAGUUUGCGGGGAUGCA
This is a messenger RNA of Seminavis robusta, 2474 nucleotides long. NCBI's taxonomy places the organism in Eukaryota, Bacillariophyta, Bacillariophyceae, Naviculales, Naviculaceae. The record is from the annotation of a GenBank genome assembly.